Messenger RNA from Silurus meridionalis, 1897 nucleotides. RefSeq names its product RAB28, member RAS oncogene family (gene rab28). Lineage: Eukaryota; Metazoa; Chordata; Actinopteri; Siluriformes; Siluridae. The transcript is spliced from 7 exons. Gene Ontology annotation, cellular component: endosome; Golgi apparatus. Gene Ontology annotation, molecular function: GTP binding; GTPase activity. Bases 301 to 966 code for a protein of 221 amino acids. The record is from RefSeq and is a predicted model, not a curated record.
UGAAAACUACCCGUUGGUUAUGUCAAUUAAUAUAUUGUUAAAAUUGUGUAUAACCUUUGGCAUGGCAUCGAUAUUGUCAUUCUGUGUCUUAAUGUUGUAAUAUUCUACAGCCAGUGGUUGGUUCCAGUCCGGAUGUUUGAGUAAAGAUGGCGGCGCGUUGCUUAGUACAAAUAAUGUGAUUAUAAACUGGAUUUGGCAAAGGGAUCUUACUGAUUACAUUGUUGCAUCGCCUUGUGCUUAGUGUGUAUACACACACACACACACACACACACACAUACACACUCACACACUCAGGUAAAUAUGUCGGAUUCGGAGGAGGAGAGUCAGGAGCGGCAGCUGAAGAUGGUGUUGAUCGGAGACGGAGCUUCGGGAAAGACGUCACUCGCCACUCGAUUUGCGCAGGAAGCUUUCGGGAAGCAGUACAAACAGACGAUAGGGCUUGAUUUCUUCCUCAAGAGAAUCACACUGCCAGGAAACCUGAACGUGACUCUGCAGGUGUGGGACAUUGGAGGACAGACGAUUGGAGGAAACAUGCUGGACAAAUAUAUAUACGGCGCUCAUGGUGUCUUACUGGUGUAUGACAUCACCAACACUCAGAGUUUCGAGAAUCUAGAAGACUGGUAUGGAGCGGUGAAGAAAGCAAAUGAGGAGUCUGAGACGCAGCCUGUUGUAGCCUUGGUGGGCAACAAGAUUGAUCUCGAGCACAUGAGGACAGUGAAACUGGACAAGCACCAGCGUUUCUGCCAGGAGAACAGCAUCAUGAGUCAAUUUGUAUCAGCCAAGACUGCAGACUCGGUAUUCCUUUGCUUUCAGAAAGUGGCAGCUGAGAUUCUGGGAAUAAAACUCAAUAAAGCAGAAAUUGAACAGUCACAGAGAGUGGUGAAGGCCGACAUUGUAAACUACAGUCAGGAAUCGGUGGCUCGGACAGUCAACGCUCCACGAAGCUCCAUGUGUGUUAUACAGUGAUCAACACACAUACACACACACACUUUCUCUUUCUCAUUUGCUCUUUUUAUUUUUAUUAUUAUCUGCAAACAAAGACAAAAACACAGAUAUAUAGCUUGGUCCUAUCGUUUUGUGUGUGUGUGUGUGUGUGUGUGUGUGUGUGUGUGUGUGUGUGUGUGUGUGUGUGUGUGUGUGCAUGCACUACCUACCAUCCUUUAUUUUGCCAAUUCAAGAUGGAUGUGAGGUGACAUCACUGGCUGUGUCCCAAAUGCUAGUGUCUGAUUCUUAUUAGACGAGUGUGACACUUUUACAGAAGUAUUGCAGCCUGACAGCCUGUUCACCUGUUUAUGUGGUUCAAGUAGGAUUCAUGAGCUUUAAUUAUGUCCUACUGGACAAGUCAAUCCUUUGGAAUAAUGAAUGAAAGGACGAUAAUGGCAAGGUGAGAACGGCGGAAUUUAGGCGAAUGAAUAUGACGGCAGCUAUGAAAGCCAGCAGCUUGCAGCGGUUGUAGUCAGAAAAUAAAAUAUUACAAGCUGAAAAAAUGAAAUACUGUACGCUAUCGACGAUAAGGUUAACAGUGAACUGUAUCAGAAAAUGUAAAGAAAAAAAAAACAACACUGCAUAAAUGAUUGUAGCUUCACUACAUGCACAAAAGUGUGUGGACACCUAAACCCUUAGAUCGCUUAGUAUGCGCUUUUUUUUUUUUUUUUUUUUUUUAAAACCAUCCCAUUCCACAUUUAGUCCCCAUUUGCUUAUAAUAACCUCCACUCUUCUGGGAAGAUGUUCCACUAGAUUUUGUGAAGAUUGUGCUCAUUCCGGUCUGGGGUGCCGUCAGCGUUCCAAUUCAUCCCAUAGGUGUUCAAUAGGGUUCUAUAGCACUAUAGCAGGAGAUCUUCCACUUCAACCUAUGUAAAGCAUAUCUUCAUGGAGCUGGAUUUGUGCACAGGGAAGU